GCAAGAACAGGCAAUUUACAGUCUAUAUAUACACACACAAACGCCGGCCGACGAUCAGUCGAUCGUCUGUAAUCUGUAUCUCAACAAUAUUCACUUUCUGUUAUCAUUAUUUCCGUACUUCAGCAAGGUAAAAAUGCCUCCCAAGAGAAAAGCACCCGCUAAGGCCAAGGCCGGAGGAAAGAAGGCCAAGGCCAAUCCCCCAGAAGAGGAAGACAAGCCCCAAACCACACAAGACGUCAUCGCUAAACUUAAGGCCUCAGAAAACAAAUCUGGUUCCAAGAAGAAGAGAAAAGUCGACGCCUUUGUGCCCCAGGCGGCCAGUUAUGAGGUAUAUGAGGAUUAUGAUUGUAUGCUGAACCAAACAAACAUCGGUCACAACAACAACAAAUAUUACGUCAUUCAAGUCCUGAAUAGACUUGGCAGUUUUUAUGCCUGGAAUCGUUGGGGGCGAGUGGGUGAGAGCGGUGCCAAUGCAAUGAAAGGCCCAUUUAGUACAGCAGACGGUGCCAUCAAGGAUUUCACCAAAAAGUUCCAGGACAAGACCAAAAACAAGUGGGAGAAUAGGGACUCCUUUACUCCGAUGAAAGGGAAAUACACGAUGAUUGAAAUGUCUUUGGAGGAUGAGGACGAAGCAGAUGCCCCCGCUGAAGUUAAAACUAAGUCUAAAGGGCCGGCAAUGAAAUGUACACUCGACGCACCCACCCAGUCCCUUCUGAGGCUCAUCUUUGACCAUGAUAUGUUUAAGGAUGCUAUGAAGAGUUUUGAUAUUGACGUGAAAAAGAUGCCAUUAGGAAAAUUGAGCAAGACGCAAAUUGCAAAAGGAUUCGAAGUCCUAGAAGAGCUAGAAAAAGCAAUAGAUUCUAGAAAUAAUUCACAAAUGAUGGCACUAUCCUCCAAAUUUUACACUGUAAUUCCUCAUGAUUUUGGGAGGAGAGUUCCGCCUGUCAUGAAAACGCUUGAAGACGUUCGCCAGAAAUAUGACAUGCUGUUGGUUUUGGGUGACAUAGAAAUUGCACAGACUCUUGAAAAAGAGAGGGAAAAGGCUACCACGGACUCUGGGAAACAGCCCGAUCCUUUGGACGUGAACUAUGGUCUCCUGAAAUGUGAACUAAAACACCUAGACCCCAAAUCUAAGGAAUUUAAGGUUUUGGAAACUUAUACAAAGGAGACCGGAAAUAAAGGGGGCUGGAGAACUCCUAAGAUAAAACACAUCUGGUCCAUGCGGAGAGAGGGUGAGGAAAAACGAUUUAAACAACAUGAUAAGGUUACCAAUCGAAAACUCCUGUGGCACGGAACUAAUGUGGCGGUGGUCGCCGCCAUCUUAAAAAGUGGUCUGAGGAUUAUGCCUCACAGUGGGGGGCGUGUCGGAAGCGGAAUCUAUUUUGCUUCGGAAAACAGUAAAUCUGCAGGAUAUGUGCGUUGUGCGGGUAAAACUGGUAUAAUGUUCCUGAAUGAAGUAGCACUAGGAAAAGAGCACCAUAUUCUUCAUGAUGAUUGGACGUUAAAAGCAGCGCCCUCGGGGCAUGACUGUAUCAUCGCUAAAGGAUGGACAGAGCCUGACCCAAAAAAGAACACAACAAUAAAACUGGAUGGUAAGGACGUAGUUGUACCUCAGGGGGUACCUAUCUCAGUACCAGAGUACGCCAACAAGAGCAGCUUUUCCCAGAGCGAGUAUUUAGUUUAUAAGGAGAGCCAAAACAUGAUGCGCUAUCUAGUUAUGGUGGAUUUCUAGAACCCGCUGUAAAAUACAUACAUAGUUCAUCCUGGUAUUCGACAGAGGAGAAUGUGAUAUACAUGUAAUUGGGAUUAUACAUGUGGGUGUUUGAGGCAUUUUUUGACAAAAUAGUGGAAAUACUUCAAAUAGAGAGUGUAGUACUAGUAUAUAAGAAAAUAGAGAUUUGUCUGCGUUUGAUCAUACAGGUAGUAUAUUGUCUUAUUCCAGUAUCCGCUGUUUAAGUCUAUGAAGAGAAAUUCCUUUUUCUUAAAUUUUAGUGUUGAUUUUUUGUUCAUGUUUAGAUGUUUGAUAGUUUUGUUGUUUGAUAAUAUAUGCCAAUGCAAUCAAUUUAUGUAUUACUUGUAUAUAAUUGUUGCUGCUUAAAUCUAGACCCAUGACAAAAAUCACUCCACAUCAUUAUGAAAAUCAAAACUAAGGAAGGCAGUGUGACAGUGUACAUGUACGGUAUUUACAUAUAGGGCACCACGAGAUUUAACUGUAUUUUAAAGAAGCAUUGUCAAUUUAUGUCAUAUCACUUGAGAAAGUCAUGUGUUUGAUAAAUGUAUAUUUUAUAUAUAUCUUUUAAAGAAAUAAAUUCUUGGUUUAGUCUCUAUUGUAAAUGAAAUGACUAAUAGUAUGUAACUAUAGAAAACAUUAUUAUUAUAUAAUUGCGUUUCUUUUUCAGUAUAAUUUCAAAAAUUGUUUUGUUUUUUUCCCCCUAGGUCAGGGGAUACAGCUAGUUUGACUGGAUGUUAAAGGUUAAUGCAUUUUUUUUAUUUUAAUCUGUUUUUUAAUUUGUUUUUAUAUAUCUACAUUUUUAUAUUUAUGUAACAUUGAGAUUUUUAAAAUUUAAAAGUACUCAAUUUUAGACUGAAAAUUGUUUUUAUUAAAACAUAAGUUUUGAAAUUUAUAGGUAUACUGUUUAAAGAACACAUAUUCAUUUGCUGAUGCAGUUGUGUUUUUUAA
Molecule: messenger RNA, 2680 nt
Organism: Saccostrea cuccullata (small rock oyster)
Lineage: Eukaryota; Metazoa; Mollusca; Bivalvia; Ostreida; Ostreidae
Product: protein mono-ADP-ribosyltransferase PARP3-like
Exons: 12
Coding region: 134-1732 (532 amino acids)
Biological process (GO): double-strand break repair; protein poly-ADP-ribosylation
Cellular component (GO): site of double-strand break; nucleolus
Molecular function (GO): NAD+ poly-ADP-ribosyltransferase activity; NAD+-protein mono-ADP-ribosyltransferase activity
Source: RefSeq, a predicted model, not a curated record